This is a messenger RNA of Paramecium tetraurelia, 1581 nucleotides long. RefSeq lists its product as uncharacterized. NCBI's taxonomy places the organism in Eukaryota, Ciliophora, Oligohymenophorea, Peniculida, Parameciidae. The transcript is spliced from 3 exons. The record is from RefSeq and is a predicted model, not a curated record.
AUGAACCGAGGUAAAUGUCAAGUGACCCUGAACAUGAGUGAGAAUUAAAAUUGGACAGCGAGUUUCGAAACUUCAAGAAAUAUUACUUUUUAAGUUACAUCUCUUCCUAAUAAGUAUUGUUACGUUACCAUAGAGCUAUAAGAUAGGGAUCCUAAUUUUUAAUUAGUUGCAGACUAUUAAUUUAAACCUAAUCCUGGGUUAUUAUCAACAUAUAAACAAGGGGAAAAAAUUGAUAGAAUAAGUUAAUUGGAAAAUAGGAGAACUAGAUUUCUAAAGUUGAAAAGAAACAGAGGAAUUAUCUAUAUUUCCUGUCUCACUAAUAAACAGAAUAAUUCAUUUAAAAUAAAAAUCACUGCCAAAGAUUAAGAGCAAUGUGACAACGAAUGUAGUUUAAAUGGGUUUUGCUAGGUAAUACUAUUGUAAUAAAAGAGUGAAGGAUGUGUUUGUUUGAAUUCGUUUAUUGGGAAUGAUUGCCAUCAAUUAUCUGAGAAGAUAGUUUCAAGAUCAAUAAAAGAUGUGGAAUUUUUUAAUACUGAAACAAUAAAGUACUUCUCAAUCGAUCUCUAUGAUUCAUUAGGAAAAGAUUUGAGGCUGGAAUUUGAAUCUGAAUGUGAGGAUUGGCUGGCUAUUAUAAUUUAUAAAACUAAAGCUCUUAUUAAUCCGAAGGAUAGUAACAAUAGCAAAUAUAGUUAAAUAUUCAAUAUCACGGGAGGACAUGGAACAAUUUUAACAUAAAUUCCCAUUAAUUUGCCAGAAUCAUAAAGAUUUCUAUUGUUUGCUGUUUUCAAAUCGAAGUCUUAUUAAGAUACGAAUCAUUUAUAAAUUGGAUUUAAUUACCACUCUUAUUCCCCUGAUGAAGACGGUUAAGAUAGUGCUUUUUUAGCCUCCAUUAUUAUCCCAUGUAUUCUUGGGCCAAUAUUGCUGUUUAUCUUGAUAAAAAUGGGUUUGAAACGGUAUAGUAAUCCAGGGAAUUUAAUUUUUCCAUUCCAAAAUCAUAAUUUUGACAGACCUGAUAAUACUCAGGAACAUAGAUAUGAGAUGCCUACUGAAUAUUUUCGUGAGAACCGCAAUUCUUAACCAAGCAGAAUUUAAUAGAAUCAUUAAAACGAUAGAACUAAUACUUCUUUGAAUAUAGAAGCUUAAAUUAACAACCGCAAUUCCCAGCAAAAUAGAAAUAACAUUUCUUACAAUCUUGAUUCGAGACCUCCUAGAAAUAACUACUCUUACAAUCUGAUUUUCGCUGGAAAUUAACUUCUGUCACACAGAUAUUAAUAAAGCAUAUAUUAAAAUAAUAAUUCUAAUCGAUAUAGAAAUCAAAUUCUAACAGUGUCCUAAGAAAAUUAGUUCCUAAAUAUUCCCUCACCUGCGCCAAGAAGACCUCCGUAAAGAAUUAAUUAAAUUGAUGAAUGUAGCAUUUGUUUGUCAGAUCUUACAAAUCAUAAUGUGGUGAAAACUACUUGCGGGUAUAAAAAUUAUUAACGUAGUCAUAAAUUCCAUCGAGACUGCAUUCAAUAAUGGUUUGCACAAUAAAGAAAUUGUCCUAAUUGCAGAAGACCGACAAGUUUACAACAAGAUAAUUGA